AUGUCGGGCCCAAGCGACAAGGCGCGCUUUUUUCUCGAGCAGUCCGCCGCGGAGCUCAAUGAGCUCGAGCGGAAGCAGAUCUUUUCGAGGGAAGAGAUCAGUUCAAUAGCAAGAAAACGUUCCGAUUUCGAGCACAUCGUCAAUGCUCGCGGCUCGCACCCUUCCGACUGGCUGCGUUACAUCGAGUUCGAGAAGAAUGUAGACGCGCUGCGGCGAAAGCGCAUUAAGAGACUAGCCGUGCGAUACCGUGGCAGCGGGCAACGCACGAUAUACUCUCUCUACAACCGCAGCACCAGGAAGUUUCAGGGCGACUUGGGUCUAUGGAUGCAAUACAUCGAGUUUGCGCGCAAGGACAAGGCUUACAAGAGGCUGAAUGAAAUCUUCACUCAGGUUGUGCGCCUGCACCCCACGAAGCCGGAACUCUGGAUCUAUGCAGCAAACUACUUCAUUCAAACCCAGGCAGACAUUACGGAUGCUCGAAGCUACAUGCAGCGAGGGUUGCGGUUCUGCAAGAGCUCCGAGCAGUUGUGGGUAGAGUACGCCAAACUGGAGACGAUUUACAUUGGCAAGAUUGCGGGGCGGAGAAAGAUUCUAGGACUGGACGUCGAUCGCACGAAGAAAGAACAAGAUGAAGAAGACGAGGACAUGAUCACUCUUCCGGAGGUAACGGCUGAAGAUGUCAACCCCAGCUUGAAGAAAGAUGAUGGCGUGGACGAGGUGGCCCUCCAGAAUCUGGCCUCUGCACCAGUCUUAACAGGAGCUAUACCCAUUGCAAUCUUUGAUUCGGCGAUGAAGCAUUUCAACAGCAACGCCGCGCUUGCAGAGCGAUUCUUCGACAUGUUUGCCGAAUUCGACCAAGUACCCAGUGUCACACGCAUCCUACAACAUGUCGAGGAUCAUCUGCGCCAGAAUGCUGCGGAGACCGUCCAGGCAGCUGCAUGCGCUUUCCGCUUGCCGUUCUUUGGUUUGCACGCAGCAUCUUCCGAAUUUCCGACGGUGCUCGCAAGCUCUCUGGAAAAGCUCAAUGCAGCUAUUACACAGCACUCCAACCACAAACGUCACCUAACUCAAAUCGCCCUUCGACAGAUCUUGUCGUCGAUCCGAUUUGCGCAAGACAUGGAUCCGGUCGUUAGGAAAGUUCUUUCAUCGCAGUUACGAAAGUUCACUGUGUUUUUGGAGGAGACCGGAGACGGCACCGGAGACAGCAUUGCGACACUGAGUGAGGCGUUGAAAAGAGAAGGGAAGAAAGAAGAUGCAAAACAUCUGGUACAAUCGAGCAUGAAGCGACUCGGCACCAAUGAGCGCCUUCAACAACUCAAUGCUGCCUUGACCACCUGA
Didymosphaeria variabile is the source of this 1338-nucleotide messenger RNA. RefSeq names its product U3 snoRNP protein (gene UTP6). The coding region runs from base 1 to 1338 and encodes 445 amino acids. The transcript has 2 exons. Lineage: Eukaryota; Fungi; Ascomycota; Dothideomycetes; Pleosporales; Didymosphaeriaceae. The record is from RefSeq and is a predicted model, not a curated record. Gene Ontology annotation, cellular component: Pwp2p-containing subcomplex of 90S preribosome; small-subunit processome. Gene Ontology annotation, biological process: maturation of SSU-rRNA from tricistronic rRNA transcript (SSU-rRNA, 5.8S rRNA, LSU-rRNA). Gene Ontology annotation, molecular function: protein binding; snoRNA binding.